This is a messenger RNA of Mandrillus leucophaeus (drill), 1383 nucleotides long. RefSeq names its product nudix (nucleoside diphosphate linked moiety X)-type motif 22 (gene NUDT22). The transcript is spliced from 5 exons. Gene Ontology annotation, molecular function: GDP-mannose hydrolase activity. Lineage: Eukaryota; Metazoa; Chordata; Mammalia; Primates; Cercopithecidae. The record is from RefSeq and is a predicted model, not a curated record. The coding region runs from base 152 to 1111 and encodes 319 amino acids.
GAGCCCGCGUGAACUGGAGGCCGGGGAGCGCCGGCUGGAGGCUGGAGCUUCCGGGCCCUGGAAAGGGGUCCCCACGCGUCCCGAGUCGGAGGCAGACCCCUGGGUUUGAGGGGAAUGGGCAUUUGGGGGCGCCUGAACCCAAGACCUCUGGAUGAGCUGCCCCGUCCAGAUCAUGGAUCCUGAGGUGACCCUGCUGCUGCAGUGCCCUGGCGGGGGCCUGCCCCGGGAGCAAGUACAGGCCGAGCUGAGCCCCGCCCACGACCGACGCCCACUGCCAGGUGGGGACGAGGCCAUCACUGCCAUCUGGGAGACCCGGCUAAAGGCCCAACCCUGGCUCUUCAACGCCCCCAAGUUCCGCCUUCACUCAGCCACCCUGGCGCCCAUUGGCUCUCGGGGGCCACAGCUGCUUCUGCGCCUGGGCCUUACUUCCUACCGAGACUUCCUGGGCACCAACUGGUCCAGCUCAGCUGCCUGGCUGCGACAGCAGGGGGCCACCAACUGGGGUGACACGCAGGCCUAUCUGGCGGACCCACUGGGGGUGGGCGCUGCACUAGCCACGGCCGAUGACUUCCUUGUCUUCCUGCGCCGCUCCCGGCAGGUGGCUGAGGCCCCUGGGCUGGUGGAUGUGCCUGGUGGGCACCCUGAGCCUCAGGCCCUGUGCCCUGGUGACAGCCCCCAGCACCAGGACCUCGCUGGGGAGCUGGUGGUACGUGAGCUCUUUUCCAGUGUCCUUCAGGAGAUCUGUGAUGAGGUGAACCUGCCGCUACUCACCCUGAGCCAGCCCCUGCUGUUGGGCAUCGCUCGAAACGAGACCAGUGCUGGCCGAGCCAGUGCCGAGUUCUAUGUCCAGUGCAGCCUGACUUCUGAGCAGGUGAGAAAGCACUACCUGAGUGGGGGACCCGAGGCCCACGAGUCUACAGGAAUCAUCUUUGUGGAGACACAGGUGCAGAGUGACAAACCAUCUUGCUUGGAGGCCAGGGCUGGGGCCUGCAGAGGCCUGGCAAUGCAUUAUCUCGUAGGGGAGGUGUUGGCUGGGUCACAGUUCCCUCCAGAGGCACAAGAUCUGCCCUUAGUGCAAGGGAAAGGUCCAGGGACCUGUUCAGCCCCUUAACAUGCCUCCCUAAGGACAGUGCAGAGGUCUCUGAGGCUCAGGAAUUCUGGGCACAGCCCUGGCAGGAGAUGUGGCAAGCUUGAAUGCCUGGGUCUUGUUGUCUCCCCACAGAACGUGCGGAGAUUGCAGGAGACGGAGAUGUGGGCUGAACUCUGCCCCUCGGCCAAAGGCGCCAUCAUCCUCUACAACCGGGUUCAGGGAAGUCCCACCAGAGCAGCCCUAGGGUCCCCAGCCCUACUCCCACUGCUCUGAAGAUAAUAAAGGACUUUAUU